Paramacrobiotus metropolitanus is the source of this 3801-nucleotide messenger RNA. Its product is annotated as protein sprint-like. The record is from RefSeq and is a predicted model, not a curated record. NCBI's taxonomy places the organism in Eukaryota, Metazoa, Tardigrada, Eutardigrada, Parachela, Macrobiotidae. The transcript is spliced from 9 exons. Bases 416 to 3526 code for a protein of 1036 amino acids.
CCAUACAUUUGCGUUAUUACACAGUACCAGCCCCAGUCUCACACUUUUUUAUACAUGUCUAAAUAGUGUUUUUAGGCUGGUCAUUAUCUAGCACAUUGGUGCAAAUGAACCCCACCGCUACGUGUACUUAUACUAAUCGUUACUCAUCAACAUACGCUACGAUGACUUUCGCCGCAGUGCUUGGAUAAUUUAUGGCCAAAUAUACUUUUCUACAGUCAUUCAACAGUGGACUCCUUUGUUGUCACCGGCUAGCGCGGCUUCAAGAUUCCCAUCUGACUAAACAUUUACCUUUGCAGUGCUUUGUUGACUAACGUUAAUUUAUUUACGCACCGUAUGCCCCAUGAGUUAAGAUAUAUUUUUUAAUGCAAGUGAAAUUGUAUGGCAAUUUGCAGUCCCUUCUCCUCGACUUAUCAAUAUGCCUGCCGUGGGCAGUCAAAUGCUCAGCCAUGUCAAUUCGGAAUUAAUGCGCUAUAGCGAUUCCGAGAGUGGAGUGUAUGGCGAUCCGCAGAAUCUACGCAUGUCACUGAUGUCCACUUCCUCACUGUCCAAAUCCAGCGCGCAAGCCAUGAAAUUCGAUACAAAUGCCAAAGAAAAUCUGCGCCACAGCGAAGAUGGAGGCAGCGAGCCAGGUGGUCUAUUAGCCGCUCAACCGGACACGACGAGUGAUGACAAGAUGUCACUGCUGGAGAAAAUGGACAAAUCGGUAUCGAUUUGGUUUCGACCGGAAACUGACCGGCUGACGGCUGAGACGCUGUUGCGCAACGCUGAACUAGGAUCGUUUAUUGUACGCUACUCCAGUUUACCGCAGACAUUAGCAUUAUCUGUCACGAUUCCUAUUAGCAAUUCCAAAACAACCACAGUAUUAAACAGCUCAGGAAACCUGGAUCUUACAACUACGCAACAACCAAAUGAAGGAUCUACUACAAACCAAUUAGCUGCUAAAGUUCGCCAACGAGUGGAGCAUUAUCUGAUAGAAACCAGUGGCUCGCAACUGGCGCUUGAAGGCUCAGACCUCGUAUUUCCUUCGCUGGCUUUGUUGGUUCAUCAUUAUGCACAGAGCCGAAGUGAGUUACCGGUUAAUUUACGGCUACCAAAGGCAGUUGAGGAUGCGGAUAGUCACCAUCAACUGACUCGUAUCAUUCAAUCCAUGCCUUUCACAGACUUUUGGAAAUCUGCUUCCACCAGCAGAGCAGCAGUCAACAUUGACAUUGCGUCUACAGCAGUUGGCAGUCCUUCCAUGUUACUCGACUCGUCAUCGUCACCAGCCGUGUCCCACGCAGCUGCAGCCGCACCGCCGAUCACGGUACACUUCUCCAAUCGCCGUCUAACCAAAUCACGCUUAUCCCCCGAAUCAUCAUCGGGCAAUUUGCCCGCCACCGCCUCGCCCCGCACGACAUUAACCGUCCCUGCCGAUGCCUGUAAUAGUCGGCUGUCGAGUAAAAUAUCGGAUUACGAAGAUAUUUGGUCACUAGCCGGGACAAAAUCUCCCGAUUACGCUAUGUCCGAUCCGGACGGCGGCAGUCAUGAUCAUUCAUCCGUAGAAACAUCCUCCAACAGCGCCAAAGCCGUCGGUAUGGCCCUACGUGAUCUGGAUGCAUUGGGCGACUGGAUCGAAAGUGAACUGCAUGACCAGCGAUUACUCGGCGUCGACAGUAGCCAUUCGCAUUCACCGGCAGUAUCGUUGCAUGACUACCACAACGGUGAACCACUGCCGCCAGUUAAGGAGGAAUUCCGGGUUAUUCGACGCGGGAAACGCCGUUUCCCAGCAACGACCAAUGUAUCGCCCCGCAAUCGCUUCUCCGCACCGAAUCUGCCGGUGAAUGUGGAGGAUAUGGUGCCGGAGAAUAAUACUGACACCGGCGAGGAAGUGAUCAGUGAAUCCGUCUCGUACUCAUCCGUCCAUGACCUGAGUGAGGCGCAUGAACCGGUUGAUGCCGUAUUGCCGACGGCCAUUGAAUAUCCCGAUCAGCGCACGGAUUCUGACGAUUUUGUCACCUAUACACCGCCGCGCAAAUGUAUGCCAUCGCGCGAUCAAAACAUCAUCGAAUCGUUCCAGUCCAAAGUGACCGCACUGAAGCGGAUCGGUUCGAAAUUAUUAUCCAAGAAAAUCAGCCUAAAUGGCAUGACCAAUAACACUUUACCGAAGAGUUAUCCAAGCAAAGAGUCUCCGCAGUUACAAGAGAAAGUACUGGUGUUCCGCUCGAAAAAGGCCAGUUACGAUCAGUGCUGGCCAGUGGAUAAUGGCAACUGGAGUGUUAAUCGAGUCACGCCCACUACGACCUCGGAUGGCUCGAGUGCCAGUAGUACGCAUGCGGAUUACGCCGCGGCGCGCCAUCUCACCAUCCGCUCAUCCAAAAGUCCAUCGGGCACUUCGCCCAAACGCUCACGUACGUUCAGUGAAUUCAGCGAUUUAUCACGGGAUAUACAGCACGAUAUUUCUCUGGAGAGAAUUGUCAACUAUAUCACGAAAACGUGCCGUGCAGAUUUCACGCUCAGUUUACUAAUCGGUCAGUUUGUGCAGAAACUGGCACCCGCCCCGGUUGACAAUGUCGUCAUGGUAUUCAAUGACGUGAAGGUAUUUUGUGCAUCGGUGGAAAAGUAUAUUUUAACCCAGCAUCGCCAUGAUUUGGAAGAUUUUUCGCUGCGGGAUGUUAUGGGAGAAGUCGACGUGAAGAGAUUAAGUUUAGAUUUGUAUGUGAAUGCUGCUGUGCAGCGGUUGGUGGUGGAGCCACUCAGCGCGCAGCUGGUGUGGAAUAUCCAAGCGCAAUUAGGCGCAUCCGGUGAAUUGGCCCGGUUGGAAAAGGGCUGCCAGGUGCUGGACAGUCGGGAUUUAGCGGCGGAUGAUAUUGAGCCGGAGAUACUGUACUCUGUGAUAGACAAGCUUUCAGCUAUAGCGGCACAUUUCAGAAAUUUUGCCGAAGCGCAGAGUUUAUUGACGAAGGGAAAACAAUUAUUCACUGUGUUUUCGGAUGUAUUCGGCAUUGAGGCCAACCCGCUGGAUUGCAGUUUUACAGACGUGAUCACUGCCUUUGCUGUGGCCAUCACCAAAAGCAAAGCCUACAACAUUGAGAUUCAUCUGGAAUUCAUGUGGCAUCUACAACCGGUCGAAUUCAAGUCGGCAUCGUAUUUUCCGGUCCUUCUCGCUGCCAGCUGUGCUACGACGGUUUUAAAAUACCUCGCCACUGACAGCAAAUUACGCAUAGCGGACGCCGUGGCCAAAUGUCUGGUUCCGGCGCAGAUAACUGUGAUAGUGGCUCAUGAUGAGGAAUGCCCGGUGAUUAGUCAGACGUUACAGAUUCCCUUGGAUAAAAGGCUUUUAGCCAACCAUGUUGUGCAGCUUUUAACGGCCACUUCGGACCUUUCAUCAAAUGCCACUUCUUCUACACUUCAGAUAAAUGCGGGCCCUCUAGCCAUAAUUCAAAGCAAAGAGACGAUCCUAUUACCGGCUUUUGAUCGAUGGCGUGCACUUUUUCCAGAUUGUAUACUUACACUGCUUGUGCAAACAAAAGCAACCGGCGAUGAAUGACCUUUUUUCUCUGUGCAAACAGUUCGUCAGUUUUUGCUUAUUUAAGUGUUAACUGCGAGAAUUAUUUGUAUUUUUUGUUCGUGAAGCUGGUGUUGUGUUGCCUCAACGAUGACACGAGCACUGUAAAAAGUUACUUGAAUCAUCAAUGCAUUACUGGAAUAUUUAUGAGAUUUCUUUGUUGAUGAGGCUUUUUAAUAUUGUAUUACAGACGAUAAAUUAUUGUCGUACAUCAAACUGCCAAUGUGACAAAUUGAAUCUGCAAGUUGUAAAGACUA